Messenger RNA from Megalops cyprinoides (Indo-Pacific tarpon), 1161 nucleotides. Its product is annotated as zinc-binding protein A33-like. The record is from RefSeq and is a predicted model, not a curated record. Bases 1 to 1161 code for a protein of 386 amino acids. The transcript is spliced from 7 exons. NCBI's taxonomy places the organism in Eukaryota, Metazoa, Chordata, Actinopteri, Elopiformes, Megalopidae. Gene Ontology annotation, molecular function: protein binding.
AUGGUCCCCAGAAAGGAAACUUUGUUGCAGAAGUCAUUCAGAUCCCGAAAGAAACUUCUAAAGAAACCCUUUGCACAAUCCAGUAUCUUCGUGAGAGAGCCACAAUCUCUGGAUGAGUCCAAAUCCAUCAUCAGAGAGCUGGCACUUCAGCUGCAGAGAGUAUCCCAGAAUGAGGAGCAUCUCUCCAAUGGCAGUGAGGAGGACUACACUGUAGCACAGUGCCAGCAGUUUAUACUUCAGUGGGCUGAUGAGCUGAGGAACCAACCACAGCUUUCUGUUAAAGACAAAGGGGGAAGGUUAAAGACCAACAAACCAGGAGUAUGGAGGACAGGGGAGAAGCAGGGAGCCACAGAGUCCAUGGCUUCAUCCGAGGAGAAGCGUCUGAAGGAGGGACAGAGCAUCCUGUCUGAAUGGGCCUCGAGCCUCAAAGCACUGCCACAGAACUCAGUAUACCCAGGAGAAGAUGUGUGUGCAGUGCUUCAGGAGCUGGGGAGACAAUGGAAGAGGGGCCAGCUGCCUAACAUACUACCAGUCAUGGAGUUCAUCAUGUGGAGUGUGAUUCGGGAGCAGCCCCAGCCGGGCACUAUCCCCCAGCUAUGGCUCAAAUCCAAACAGAGGUACAACCAUACAGCUGAUAUCAUCCUGGAUCCGAAAACUGCCCAUCCAAAUAUUGUAUUGUCUGCAGACAGAAAACGAGUAAGGGUGGACAAAAUAACAGAGAGUAAACAAAAUUGCAUGGAUGGACACUACAGAGAGACUCAUAAGUGUGAUGAUUGGCAUUGCGUGCAGGGAACGGAGGGGUUCACCUCAGGUAGACACUACUGGGAAGUGGGAGUACAAGGGAAGAAGGACUGGAGGAUAGGAGUGGUGAAAGAGUCUGCACCACGACAUGGUUAUAUUGACCUGAACGCACAGACUGGCUACUGGACUUUGCGAAUGCAGGUUGGGAAGAUCAAGGCGCUAACUGUCCCAGCCACUGAGAUUCCUUAUUCCUCAGAUCUGUCCAGGGUUGGAGUGUACCUGGACAUCGAGGAAGGACAGCUCUCUUUUUAUGAUGUCGAGAGAAGCAGCCACAUCUACACUUUUAAUCGCAGCUUCACUGAGAGAGUCUACCCAUUGUUUGGAACAGUUGAAACAGACAGAGACCUAAUUAUAUUGUAG